AUGAUAAAACAAUUAUUAUUACUCGGAUUUAUUUGUAUUAUUGGUAUAAAAUCUAAUUUUACAGAUCCUGUACAAAUCGAUCAAGGACAAGUAAUAGGUUCAUCAAAUUCAUAUGCCGAUGAGUUCUUAGGAAUCGAAUAUGGGAAAUGUCCUAAACGAUUUGCGCCAGUAGAAGAUGUUCAACCAUCGAAUCAAACAUUUUAUGCGAUAACUCCAGCACCAGGUUGUAUGCAAAAUUGUACAUCAUAUCCAAGUGCUUGCCCAGUAGAUUGUCAUGAAUGUUGUUUUACAUUAAAUCUUUGUCGACCUCCACAAACAGCAAGCAAUGCUAAUCUACCAGUUAUGGUUCAUUUUAACGGUGGUUCCUUUGUUGAAGGUGCUGCAGGAGUACCAUUACUGAAUUGUAGCCGUCUUGUUGGACUCAAUCAAGGUGUUAUUGUCAUUACUUGUAAUUAUCGUCUACAAGCAUUUGGUUUCUAUUUUUCUGAUAAUAUUACUGAUAGUAGA
Molecule: messenger RNA, 507 nt
Organism: Adineta steineri
Lineage: Eukaryota; Metazoa; Rotifera; Eurotatoria; Adinetida; Adinetidae
Source: the annotation of a GenBank genome assembly